Molecule: messenger RNA, 1799 nt
Organism: Phyllotreta striolata
Lineage: Eukaryota; Metazoa; Arthropoda; Insecta; Coleoptera; Chrysomelidae
Source: the annotation of a GenBank genome assembly
AAACUAACCUCAAAAUUUUUCUAUAAUUAGUUUUCAAAUAUUUUUAAAUUUGUUCCGGAUUUACCGAUGAAUUAACGACAUGACGACCACUAAUUUGUUCCGAAAAUGCUUUUUGAAGCUUAAUGGCGCUACAAUUAGAAAUUUAAGUAAAGUUAGUAAUAGAUCUGCUUUAAAGCAACAUCCAUCGUUUUACUAUAUACUGGGUGGAACAACCACAUUACUUAUAGCUUAUAAAUUCAAGUCGCUUCAGAAGGUUUACACUGCUCAUAGUGCCCACUCGAAAGAUGAAGAUGUAAAGGUUGUUAAAUUGACUGCUAGGGAGAAAAGAUUCAUCAGAUUCGCUUCGGUAGAAUACAAUGGCCAGUUGUACAUGACACCUCAGGACUUCCUAGAAUCCGUAAUAGAGGCAGAACCAAGACCGAAAUUGAAACGAAAAAUUUUAAACCAGAAAGAACUGGAGAAAAUUAAGGAGGCAACGCCACCUUUGAGCCAAGGUUCGCCAAGGUUAUUUCGAAGUCUUAGAGACAAAGGGAUUAUUUCAUACACAGAAUAUUUAUUUCUUCUGUCUGUAUUAACAAAGCCCCAGUCUGGUUUCAGGAUUGCUUUUAAUAUGUUUGAUACGGAUGGUAACCAAAGGGUUGAUAAAAACGAGUUUCUUGUGAUAAGAAAACUAUUGGCAGGCAAAAAAUUCGAAGACCAUGCAUCAAUGGAGAAAAUAUUCAGUCAUGCUUGGAAGGGCAAAAGAGGAAUGAGCAACGACCCGGCAAACGAUAAAAAUGCAAUCCAAGAGCAGUAUGUAGACGAUGAACAAGGCCUUCAGAGAAGACACAACGUCGAUACAACACUCAUAGUACAUUUUUUUGGACCCAAGGGCAACAGCGACCUCAACUUCGAGAGUUUCAGAAAAUUUAUGCUGCACUUGCAGACGGAGGUGUUGGAAUUGGAAUUCAACGAGUUCUCCAAAGGUCUUCCAACAAUAUCUGAAAUAGAUUUUGCCAAAAUUCUGUUGAGAUAUACUUACUUAGAUACCGAUGCUUACGAUAUGUACCUUGACCGGUUAUUAGAUAGGAUGAAAGACACCAAAGGUAUCACGUUCGAAGAAUUCCACGUUUUCUGCCAGUUCCUCAAUAAUCUGGAGGAUUUCACGAUCGCCAUGAGAAUGUACACUCUAGCAGAUCAUCCGAUAUCAAAAGAUGAAUUUCAUAGAGCUGUAAAAAUAUGCACUGGUACUAACUUGAGCCAACAUUUAGUGCAUACUGUCUUUGCCAUUUUCGACGAUGACGGUGAUGGCCUUUUGAGCUACCGAGAGUUUAUAGCCAUUAUGAAAGAUCGCUUACACAGGGGUUUUAAGUCUUAUGCCAAAAAUGAAGGAUGGGAGGCGUUUAAAACCUGCAUCAAGCAAGAAAUGAAGGCGCCUGUUUAGACGCCUGCUGGACGUUUUAAUUUAAUAUAAGUUUGAAUCUCUAUGCACUAGCUUUUUUGCUUGAACCAAAAAAAUUGUGAUAAUUUUAUUCGGUGCCAUUAUGUUAUAGGUCAUAUAGGGCUGUUUUUGUUAAAUUUUAGCUUUGGAAUGUUUAUAUUGUUAUACUAGUCAUGAUGUAUAAGGAAAACCAGAAUGGUAAUUAAUUUUUGUUGGCCUUAUGUACCUUUAAAAAAAAUGAUUUUGUUAUUGCUUUAGUUGCGCUUAAUAUGUACUUAAAUUAAUUUUAUGAAUUAUUGCUAGUCAAAUAUUUUCUCAGUGAUUUAGAUCUGAAAAUUGUACCUAUUGUUGUUAUCUGAUGCGAAUAAAAUGUUUUCGA